AUGGCAAGACUCAAUGACCCUCCUGUUCCUCCUACAGAGAGUAUCGAUGCUUUAAAAAGGCGCUUCAUCCGGCAAAACCGCGAGAUCGCCCGUGUAAACUCGACACAGUCUCAACGAAUCCGCAACCUCGAGACCGAAAUUUCUCGCCUGGUCGCUGAAAAUAUUUCUCUCAGAGAGCAAGCGAUCACAGCACAGGUGGAGGCAGAACGAUGGCGCAAUGCGAGCAAUGUGGAUCGAGAGAUUCUGGAUAUAAAGGAGAGACUCGAGAAGAAGAUGAAGGAGGUAUCGUUGCUGAUCGUGGAGAUGGGGGAUAUACCUGAGAAAAUAACGAGGAAAGGAAGGCGAAAAAGUCGAUUGGACAACUCCAAAAGUCUCACGGAACAAGAUUGGAGGUAUCGGCAGUCUAUGAGGGAAGCGUUGGCCGACGAAAGGGAAGAAUCGCAUGAUGGAAGAUUGCCUGUCAUUCAAGAAGACAAGCUCUAUCCUCGGCGGACGCUGGAAAGUGCAGAAGUCAUGGCGAUUCGGGAUGAGGAAGCCAUACAACAAGCAUCUGAGUCGCCGGAGUUGGGACCUCCGCCAAUGGCACAUUUUGAUGUUCCGGAAUCAGUUGCUACUGAGAUGCCUGAGGAAGAGAAUAACGUGGACAUGGCGCCGCUGCUGCCAACUUUGGAGAGGAGACGAAAACGUCGAACGAGUGCUCUCCUACAGGAUAUGCCCACCGAAGAAGCCUCAGAGACUUCUUUGCCGGAAAGGCGGGCUCAACAGCUCUUGAAAUCUGGCGCAAAACGGAAACUAGAUGUAUCCGAGCUCGAUGAACCAGUCAUCCAGCAGUCUAGCGAAAAUGACGGGUUUAUCUUCCAGCGGAGACAAGAUAUCUGGAACAACGGAACUGCGGGCAAGAAAUCGUCGAGGUUUACAAGGCCGCCGGGCCGAGAGAACGAGAAACCUGUAGGGACAGAAAGUCAGUCUCCGGAGAAGACAGCAGCUGGCGUGAGGAAGAUCCUUGCCCCCAAGAGCACGAAUUCGCCAGCAAAAAGAAGAGUUCAUAUUUCGGAGAAGCUGUCCGCCCUUGAAAGGGAUGCGGAAAACCAGCAACAACCAGACGCUACCAGACCAGCUCGAGGAUCUAAUCUGCCCUCUCAGCUCGAGACACAUGAAGCUGCCCCGGAGCCGAGCGACCAGCAGGAAACAAACGAUAUCCCUCCCAAAACUCCAGCCGCGUCAGGAGAAGAUGUUCUGUCGCCUAUCUCAAGCGAACCCUCUUCCCGAACGGCUCCUCAGCCGAAAGAGGCCGCGAUCCUUAACUCGGUUGAGGAUGUCUUGAAUGGCAGUAUUGGCCGGGGUUCCCGCCGUGCUCGAGCAGCCGUUAGUUAUGCGGAACCGAAUUUGAGGGACAAGAUGAGAAGACCAGGCAAAGAACUGGUUGGAGCGGUAGAGGGAAUAGAGAAAAAUAAAGACAAUCCUGCAGCGGCCACAACCACCAGAGUGCCGAAAACGGAACGUGCCAAGUCAGACGGGCCAAAAGAAGUUGAAGAACAAAGUGGACCAACCAAAGUCAAACACGAGAAGGGCGUGAGUGGUGGAGACAGGUGGAAGGAAUUACCUUAUUCCAUGUCAAGCAAGAAAGAUGAGCCAGCAAGUCCCUUGCGGGAUAAGGAGAGGAAAGACAAAGAUCGUGACAGAGACCAAACGAAGAUCGAGUGGCCCCGAGACCCAAAGAACCCCAGAGAGCAAACCUACAGCGAUGAUCUCGAAAAGGCAGUCGACCGGCUGAAGAUUUUUGACCCGCCUAGUUCUUCACCGAUUGCAGAACCGAAAGCUCCAAUCAUGGCCAAAGAUGGGACGAAGGCGGCCACAACAGCAACAGGAUCAAAACGGAAAACCUCUGCGGGUGCUCUUGGAAGGAGGCAUUCUGCUCAACAUUCAUCUUCAUCGAUAUAUGCUGGUUCUGACUCUGGAGAUUCCUCCAUGGUUGGCACUGCUCCGACUACGUCCAGUUCAAGCUCUCAUUCAAACACGCCUCUUCCCACACCCAGCUCAGCGGCGAGUUUGCGGACCGAUCCUGCUCACUUUGCCUCUGGCAAGGAAUUGAAGCGGUCAAGCAGCGUCAGUUCCAACUUAAAAAGAAAAACCAAUGAUGUGAAUGCGCCUGAGGGGACCGGAACCAGUACGGUCACAAGUGCACAGGCGGACUCAAGAGCUGAGAAGAUUGCAAAUCGGCGACGGAGUAUGAUGGUAUGA
Molecule: messenger RNA, 2241 nt
Organism: Rhinocladiella mackenziei CBS 650.93
Lineage: Eukaryota; Fungi; Ascomycota; Eurotiomycetes; Chaetothyriales; Herpotrichiellaceae
Exons: 2
Coding region: 1-2241 (746 amino acids)
Biological process (GO): meiotic chromosome segregation
Cellular component (GO): chromosome, centromeric region; nucleus
Source: RefSeq, a predicted model, not a curated record